Messenger RNA from Macrosiphum euphorbiae (potato aphid), 729 nucleotides. The record is from the annotation of a GenBank genome assembly. Lineage: Eukaryota; Metazoa; Arthropoda; Insecta; Hemiptera; Aphididae.
AUGAAAAGAGUGUCCGCAAAAUUAGUGCCAAAAUUGUUAACCGAGGAGCAAAUGGAACAUCGCAUUGAAGUGUGUUUGGAUUUAAAAAAUCGGGUUUCUAAUGACCCAAGUUUUAUCAAAUCAAUAAUUACGGGCGAUGAAACAUGGGUGUAUGGAUAUGAUCCCGAAACCAAGGUCCAAUCAUCGCAAUGGAAGACCGCAAGUUCACCUCGUCCAAAAAAAUGUCGUCAGGUCCGGUCAAACAUCAAAGCAAUGCUCAUAGUUUUUUUUGAUUUUUCUGGUUUAGUUCAUUAUGAGUUUGCACCUACAGGUCAGACAAUAAAUCAAGUGUUCUAUAAACAAGUAUUAGAAAGAUUAAGAGAGAAAGUACGCCGUAAAAGACCAGAAGCGUGGAAAUCAAAGUCGUGGUUUUUGCACCACGACAAUGCACCGGCGCAUUCUGCACUUUCCGUAUGUGAAUUUUUGACAUCUAAAAAUAUACCAGUGGUACCUCAUCCACCAUAUUCACCCGACUUAGCUCCCUGUGAUUUUUUUUUGUUUCCAAGACUAAAAAGUACCCUCAAAGGCCACAGAUUUGAAGACGUUAACGAAACUAUUCAUAACGCGAAACAAGAGCUAAAGGCUAUACCUAUAGAGGAAAUUCAAAGGUGUUUCAGAAAGUGGCAAGACCGUUGGGCGCAUUGUAUUGAUGCUAAAGGACACUAUUUUGAAGGUGAUCCAUUUAAAUAA